Molecule: messenger RNA, 1154 nt
Organism: Brassicogethes aeneus
Lineage: Eukaryota; Metazoa; Arthropoda; Insecta; Coleoptera; Nitidulidae
Source: the annotation of a GenBank genome assembly
AUUCGCAUUGUAACAAUGUCUUCGCUUAAAGCGUAUUUAAUUUUCUUAAAUAUCGUAUUGUGCUUCCAUGUUAUCACUUCCCACACCUGUCACUCGUUUAAGAAUGUUACUGUUUUGCUUCAUCAAAAAUCAGGUGACCCCUUCAACAAAACAGUUAACGGCUGCAUAGAACGCAUAGAAUUCAACGAAAAAAACGUAGUGACCGAGGCGUACAUACGCAAUCAAAGUCUGCCCACCCUUGGAAGAGAAUCGGUGAGAAAUAUGGUAAAACUAAAAACACUGGUUUUCUGGGGAUGCAACAUAGUCAACGUGGAAUCUGGGGCUUUCAGAAACUUACCGCGUUUAAAAAACCUGCAGAUAUCAUACGGAAAUUUGAAGGAAAUAUCCAGGGAUGUUUUUCAUGCUGCACCUACAUUGGAGUUGCUGAGGAUUCAUAAUAAUGAGAUCGAUAUAAUUGCUGAUCAAGCGUUAGCGAACUUGCCGGGAUUGAAGAAGAUAUAUGCUGGCAAUAAUAUGUUGGAGUACUGGAAUAGAGAGUGGUUUACUAAUAGUACUUCUUUGGAAAUCAUGGAUUUUCAAUUUAAUAAAAUUAGAACACUGCCUAGAAGAGCGUUUGAAAACCUUCAAAACCUUAAGCAAAUAUUUUUUGAUUACAACGAAAUUUCCAACAUUCAUGAUAAUGCUUUCAUAGGUCUGAAAAACCUUGACUAUCUAGGGUUACGAUUUAACAGACUAGUCUCAAUUAAUGAAAAUAUAUUUCCAUCUUCACUUAAAAUAAGAUCCCUUCUACUGGACGCCAACUAUUUAAACUAUCUAUCAAACGAAUUACUAAACAAAAUCUCAGUCUCUGAAUUAACCUUAGAUGGAAAUCCAUGGAAAUGCCCAUGCUUAGAUCGCAUCCAUUUUUGGCUUCACUCUUCAAAUGGGACUCUUAACAAAGCUGAUUCCUGUACAGGCUCAUCAAUUCCAGACUGUGCCAUCUCCAAAACUUACUCUACCACAUGUUUGGAGACCGUAGAUAGUGAUUUAACCAAGAAAUACAUCAAAAGUUUGAGAGGUCUUUCCAAACCUCUGGAUAAGUAUUGUGCAAGAACUGAUUACAUCCUUAUAGCUGUUUAACAAUCAAAUAACAAUAAAAAUUAUUUAGAUCAUAA